Molecule: messenger RNA, 3171 nt
Organism: Tilletiaria anomala UBC 951
Lineage: Eukaryota; Fungi; Basidiomycota; Exobasidiomycetes; Georgefischeriales; Tilletiariaceae
Exons: 7
Coding region: 1-3171 (1056 amino acids)
Biological process (GO): ribosomal small subunit export from nucleus; protein export from nucleus; ribosomal large subunit export from nucleus
Cellular component (GO): cytoplasm; nucleus
Molecular function (GO): small GTPase binding; nuclear export signal receptor activity
Source: RefSeq, a predicted model, not a curated record
AUGUACCAGGGUGCAGGCCCUGACCAAAAACAAGCACAGACGCUGCUGGCGCAGUUCCAAGAGCAUCCGGACGCGUGGCAACGCGUGCCGGUCAUCUUGCAGCAGUCCAGUCGGAACGAGACCAAGUACAUUGCAUUGCAGAUUCUGGACAAGCUGAUCAAUCUACGAUGGAAGACGCUCCCAGCAGAUCAACAGCAAGGUAUCCGGAACUUUAUCGUCGAGACGAUCAUUGCGCAGUCGAGUGACGAGGCGAAUCUACGCAAGCAAAAGACCUACAUCAACAAGCUAGACAUGACGCUCAUCCAGAUCCUCAAGCAAGAGUGGCCGCACAACUGGCCAAACUUCAUCUCGGAGAUCGUCGCGUCGUCCAAGACUUCGCUGCCGAUCUGUGAGAACAACAUGGCCAUCCUGCGCCUGCUGUCUGAGGAGAUCUUUGACUACUCGGCCGAGCAGAUGACGCAAGCAAAGACGAAAGCGUUGAAGAAUCAGAUGUGCUCCGAGUUCAGCGAGGUCUUCAAGCUCUGCUCCGAAGUGCUGGAGAAGGCGCAGAAGCCGAGCCUCAUUAAGGCGACGCUCGAGACGACGUUGCGCUUCUUGAACUGGAUCCCGCUCGGGUUCAUCUUCGAGACGACAAUCAUCGACCACCUGAUCGGGCGCUUCCUCGAAGUGCCUGACUUCCGCAAUGUCACGCUCAAGUGCCUCUCGGAGAUCGCGGCGCUCAACGUACCCGAGUACAAUACAAAGUUCGUCGUCCUGUUCAAGCUGGUCAUGUCGGCGGUGAACAGGAUGAUCCCGCCGAACACGAACAUCGCCGCAGCGUACGAGGAUAGCGCAGACGCGGAUCAGGAGCUGGUACUGAAUCUGGCGCUGUUCAUAUGCAACUUCCUCACUACGCAUCUGAAGCUGAUUGAGGUGGACGAGCACAAGGAGGUGCUGCUGAACGCGCACAGCUACCUUAUCAAGAUCUCGCAGGUGCCCGAGCGCGAGGUGUUCAAAAUCUGCUUGGAGUACUGGCAGAAGCUCGUCAGCGAGCUCUAUGACGAGCUGCAGUCGCUGCCGAUCACCGAGAUGAACCCGCUGCUCGGUCUGAACCUUGGCAACGGCUUUGGCGCGCACGGCCCGCACGCGUCUGCUGCCAUGGCCGGCGUGAACCUGCGCAAGAACCUCUAUGCCGAGAUCCUGUCCAACCUGCGACUCGUUAUGAUCGAGCGCAUGGUCAAGCCAGAGGAGGUGCUGAUCGUCGAGAACGACGAAGGCGAGAUCGUGCGCGAGUUCAUGAAGGAGAGUGACACGAUCGUGCUGUACAAGAGCAUGCGCGAGGUGCUCGUCUACCUCACCCACCUCGACACGGUCGACACGGAGAACAUCAUGACCGAGAAGCUUUCACGGCAGGUCGACGGGUCCGAGUGGGGCUGGUCCCAAUUGAACACUCUCUGCUGGGCCAUCGGCUCGAUUUCCGGCGCGAUGAGCGAGGAGACCGAGAAGCGAUUCCUCGUCACCGUCAUCAAGGACCUACUCGGCCUGUGCGAGAUGAAAAGGGGCAAGGACAACAAGGCUGUCGUCGCGUCCAACAUCAUGUACAUCGUCGGGCAGUAUCCUCGCUUCCUCAAGGCUCAUUGGAAGUUCCUCAAGACGGUCGUCAAUAAAAACUUCGAAUUCAUGCACGAGACACAUGAAGGUGUACAAGACAUGGCGUGCGACACAUUCCUGAAGAUCGCGCAAAAAUGCCGGCGCCAUUUCGUGAUGCAGCAGUCCGGCGAGCAGGAGCCGUUCGUGGACGAGAUUCUGCGGACGCUGCAUCGCAUCACUGUUGAUUUGUCGCCGCAGCAGGUGCACACCUUCUACGAGGCAGUAGGAUACAUGAUUGCAGCGCAGCCCAAUAAGCCAUCGCAGGAGCGCCUCAUCGCCAAACUGAUGGAGCUCCCGAAUUCGGCGUGGGAUAACAUCUUGCAGCAGGCGCACAACAACGUCGAUGUCUUCUCGAGCCCAGAGAACAUCAAGAUCUUGGCCAACGUGCUUAAGACGAAUGUUGCUGCCUGCACGUCCAUCGGGACAUUCUUCCUUCCGCAGAUGGGCAGGAUCUACCUGGACAUGCUCGCGUUGUACAAGAGUGUCAGCGGGAUCAUCAGCCAGAAGGUAAAUUCGGACGGGCAGAUCGCCACCAAGACGCCCAUGGUGCGCGGCUUGCGCACGAUUAAGAAGGAGAUCCUGCGACUCGUCGAGACGUAUGUCCGGCGCGCCGAGGACCUCGAAUACAUCAACCAGAACUUCAUCCCAUCGCUCUUAGACGCCAUACUCGGCGACUACCGCAACAACGUGCCGGCAGCACGUGAUGCGGAAGUGCUCAACGUCAUGGCGACUAUCACGACGCGCAUGGGCUCGCUGCUCAAUGAGCAGAUUCAGCCCACGCUCGACGCUGUCUUCGAGCCCACGCUGAGCAUGAUCAACCAAGACUUUUCCGAGUUCCCUGAGCAUCGCGUCGGCUUCUUCAAGCUGCUGCGCGCGAUUAACGCAAACUGCUUCCAGGCGCUACUCACGCUGCCGCCGGAAAAAUUCAGGCUGACGAUGGACAGCAUCAUCUGGGCGAUCAAGCAUACCAUGAGGGACAUCGCCGAUACGGGCUUGAACAUCUGCUUGGAGCUCAUCAACAACAUUACCGGGUCCGAGCCUCAGGUCGCAAACGGUUUCUUCCAGGCGUAUCUCUUGGCCAUCAUGCAAGACAUCUUCUUCGUGCUCACGGAUGCUGACCAUAAGAGUGGCUUCAAAACGCAAUGCUUGCUGUUGGCAAGAGUCUUUGAGCUGAUCGAGACGGAUCGCGUGCAAGCGCCGCUAUGGCCUGAGUCUGCUAACUCUCCAGACAUGAAUAACCGCCUUUUCAUCCGACAAUACACUAGCGAGCUCCUCCGUAACGCGUUCCCGAACAUUCAGCCUGCGUACAUUGAACAAUUCGUCACCGGGCUAUGCCAGCAUUCGAGCGACCUUGCCACGUACAAGGGACACGUACGAGACUUCCUCAUCACCUCUCGCGAGCAGUCGGGUCGCGCGUCGGACAAUGCGGAUCUGUUCCAAGAGGAUAAGGAGGCAAAGGCUGCGGCGGAGCGCGAACAGGCUGCUAAGAUUCCCGGAAUGCUCAAGCCAUCGCAAAUGAAAGACGAAGACGAGGAGCUGUGA